AUGGAAAUGGUAUCUCCAGAGCAAGAACACCCAAAUAAGGCCUUUGCAUGGGCUGCCACAGAUUCUUCUGGCGUUCUCUCUCCCUUCAAAAUCUCAAGAAGGAAAACGGGAGAGAAAGACGUGGCUUUAAGAGUUUUGUACUGUGGGAUAUGCCAUUCGGACCUUCACAAGGUCAAAAAUGAAUGGGGGACCACUAGCUAUCCUAUUGUUCCUGGGUAUGAGGUUGUUGGUGUAGUGACAGAGCUAGGAAGCAAAGUAGAAAAAUUCAAAGUUGGAGACAAGGUAGGUGUUGGAUGCAUGGUGGGAUCUUGCCAAUCUUGUGAUAGUUGUGCCAAUAAUUUCGAGAAUUACUGCCCCGAACUGAUACUCACCUAUGGUGAAAAGUACCACGACAGAACCACAACAUAUGGAGGCUACUCCGACUUCAUGGUGGUCGAUGAGCACUUCAUAGUUCGUAUUCCGGACAACCUUCCCCUUGACGGUGCUGCUCCUCUCUUCUGUGCCGGGAUUACAACUUAUAGCCCCUUGAGAUAUUUUGAACUAGACAAACCCGGAAUGCAUGUGGGUGUGGUUGGCCUAGGUGGAGUAGGGCACUUGGGGGUGAAGUUUGCCAAGGCCAUGGGGGUGAAGGUUACAGUGAUCAGCACCUCCCCUAAUAAGGAGAAGGAAGCAAUUGAACAUCUUCAUGCCGAUUCGUUUAUAGUUAUCCAUGAUCAAGAUCAGAUGCAGGCUGCCAUGGGAACAAUGGAUGGUAUCAUUGAUACGGUUUUUGCCGCCCAUCCUCUUUUGCCUUUAAUUGGUUUGUUAAAGUCCAAUGGAAAGCUUGUGAUGGUUACUGCACCAGAGAAAAAUAUUCAGAUUCCAGCUUUUUCUUUGCUCAUGGGCAGGAAGAUGGUAGCUGGGAGUCGGAUUGGAGGUAUGAAGGAAACACAAGAGAUGGUUGAUUUUGCAGUCAAGCACAACAUUACAGCUGACAUUGAGGUUAUCCCGGUUGAUUAUUUGAACACUGCCAUGGAACGUCUUGCCAAAUCCGAUGUCAAAUAUCGAUUUGUAAUCGAUAUUGGAAACACACUAAAGUCUACAUCUUAA
This is a messenger RNA of Prunus dulcis (almond), 1089 nucleotides long. Its product is annotated as probable mannitol dehydrogenase. Gene Ontology annotation, biological process: lignin biosynthetic process. Bases 1 to 1089 code for a protein of 362 amino acids. NCBI's taxonomy places the organism in Eukaryota, Viridiplantae, Streptophyta, Magnoliopsida, Rosales, Rosaceae. Gene Ontology annotation, molecular function: cinnamyl-alcohol dehydrogenase activity. The record is from RefSeq and is a predicted model, not a curated record. The transcript has 5 exons.